Molecule: messenger RNA, 2079 nt
Organism: Laccaria bicolor S238N-H82
Lineage: Eukaryota; Fungi; Basidiomycota; Agaricomycetes; Agaricales; Hydnangiaceae
Exons: 6
Coding region: 1-2079 (692 amino acids)
Biological process (GO): DNA recombination; DNA integration
Molecular function (GO): DNA binding
Source: RefSeq, a predicted model, not a curated record
AUGCCAGCUCCCUCAAAUCCAGCAAAGGCUCGCAAGGGCAAGAGUAGCAAGAGGGCACCCAAAUCAAAGACGAAGACUCCACUUUCCGCCAAUGACUAUGCUCGUCUCCAAAAGGCGUCCGUUGAGAAGAAGAAGCAGUAUGGGAAAUCAGAGAACACGAAUAACAAUUAUGGUGGACAGGUCAAGCGGGGGCAGGAGUUUGUGGCCCGAUUUUCAGUAGAGCAAGCAGAAGCAGAAAAGCGGUGGCAGGAAGAUGGGGAUGAAGUAUUGUCGGGUGAUGAUGAUGAGGAUGAAAUACAAGACGACGGACCAGCCAAGUUGGAUCCCGACUUCCACAAGGCCUUCGACGGCCCCCCCAUUGAAUGCACGCCGCUUGCAAUCUCCAUGUUUAUGACGCACAAGUGCUUCACAGAGAAUAGAAAGGCAUCCACGGCCAUCUCAAUUCACGCUGCGUUUACACGGUACUACGACCAAAUGGCCAACGACAUGUAUCGAGGACGUUGGCACUUCAAUGAUGCCCGCCAAAGAUGGGAGGGUAAUCCUACUCGCUCGGCAGAGGUCGAGGACAUGCUCGAUGCCUGCAAAAACAAGGAUGGCGAGGGCGAGCGGAAUCAUUCCCGAGCCAUGUCACUUGCAGAUAUGCAAGCUUUGUUCGCACAUUCGCAAAAAACCUGUCCUUCCGACCUUGAGAUCACAGACCAGCAGACACUUGCAUUGAAAGCUAGCCAUUUGUUCAAUCUGGCGUUCGCAAGUUUUAGCUGGUUGAUCUGGACUCGGGUGAACGAGGCAGCUGGUCUUCAGGCUAAACAUGUUGAUUUUGCGCCGCCGCCAAGGCCAGGUAAACCUCAUCUACCAUACGUCAAGUUCAAUCUACGAAACCGUAAGAACUGGCAGAAGAAAUCAAAGAACGGAGAGAAUGGACUCAACGGGCAUACCUACAACGUCUACCCACAGCCCAACAACCCCGCCAUUGACCUAUACACACACAUUUGGAAAUGGAAGGAAUUUUACGAGACUCGGCUUCUUGGAAGGAAGCUACAGCCAGAUGAGUUCAUUUUUCCGUCCUUCGGUGUGAACGGGCUGGUUGCACACCCACAUGUACCCAUUACAUCCGACCUUAUUCAAAAGAGGAUUAACGAGUGGACUGCGGCAGCAGGAAUCAGGGGCGCAGGACACUUCACAACCCACUGCUUCCGCCGCGGAGGUGCACAAUACCGCUUUAUGUUCGCGCCGAUUGGGCAGCGUUGGACGCUGGCUCGAAUUCGUUGGUGGGGAGGGUGGGCGAUUGGCGAACACCGUGAUACAUUAAUACGAUACCUGCUCGAUGAAUUAUAUACGUACGAAGAGGAUCAUAGUGAUGCUCUCUGUCCUGUUGACUACGAAGCCAACAUGUCCCACAUGGGCGAGAGUGGGGAAACGCGACCUCUAACAGCUGCAGAAGGACUCAAGCUAUUCUCUGUGCAGUUCGCAGAGCAGCGCAGGAUGUGGGAAGAGAUGCGAACAUUGAUUAGCGAGCGGCCACAGGUUAUGCCUGUAACACAGUCUAUGCCCGCGCCACUGCCCGCACCCACGUCCUGGGGAGGUUUCACCAAUCAUGGCAGUCAGCCCCGCAGCUAUGUAUCACACGGUAUCUACCCUACAGUUGGAAGUGGCCAUGGGGCUGUAGUUCCACUCCAGAGCUCCUCGCUGAUGAAUGCCAUGACAAAUGGCUCGGGCGGUCCUGUUCCUGUUGAGCCAUCUGCGGUCGUGCCAGAAAUCAGCCGCAAGAUGGGAGCGACUGCCUGGAAGCAGGUCGUACAUGACUGGGAGCAUCCCGACCCCAGUCGCAACCACCACACAGCUCUCGAGCACUGGAAACGGGAGUGGCAUGCUUCCAGUCGCCAAAGCCAGUUAUGGGGUCAACGGCGCACGAUCGCACUGGAGUUCAUUGAAGAAUUUGGGCGAGAUGAAACCUCAUUCCUUCAGGCUUACCCAGAACAUAAGGAUGGCAUCACGGCUCUCUUGCACGCGAUCCGGGUCAAAGGGCAGGCGGAAGGCAAAAUUCUCAGCCGCAACCGCCGCAAGAGUACUGCAAAGUAG